Molecule: messenger RNA, 3405 nt
Organism: Acanthopagrus latus (yellowfin seabream)
Lineage: Eukaryota; Metazoa; Chordata; Actinopteri; Spariformes; Sparidae
Product: odorant receptor 131-2-like
Exons: 2
Coding region: 1-978 (325 amino acids)
Biological process (GO): G protein-coupled receptor signaling pathway
Cellular component (GO): membrane
Molecular function (GO): G protein-coupled receptor activity
Source: RefSeq, a predicted model, not a curated record
AUGAAUUUUUCAUCUGUCAAUGGAACCUCAACUGUAACUGGGAAUCAGCGAGACACGUUCAUCACAGCUGUGACCAAGAAUGUGAUCGUCACAGCCCUCUGCAUCUCCAUUAACUACAUCAAUGGUACUCUGGUCCGCACAUUCAGAGAGCACCAGAUCUUUUAUUCAAACCCUCGUUACAUUCUGUUCAUCCACCUGGUGAUAAAUGACAUGAUGCAGCUGAUCCUGUCAACCCUCCUUCACAUCAUCAGCUACGCCCUGUACAAAAUGAAUGCGUCCCUCUGCCUCAUCCUGCUGAUCAUUACCAUUACCACCACCCUCAACACACCAUUCAAUCUGGCUGGCAUGGCAAUCGAGUGUUACAUCGCCAUCUGUAUCCCCCUCCAUCAUGGACAGAUCUGUACUGUCAAGAAAACCUACAUCCUGAUUGGUUUGAUCUGGGCUGCGAGUUCACUCUCUAUCCUCCCAGAUCUGUUCAUCCUUCUGGCUACAGAGCCACUGCAGUUUUUUCACUCUAGAUUGUUUUGUGCCAGAGAUUUCGUGUUCCGAAGCACUUACAGUCUGAGGAAAAGAGAUGCUUCACACUAUGUUUGUUUUUCCCUGGUCUGGUUCACGCUCUUCUACACUUACUUCAGGAUUGUGUUUGCUGCCAAGGGAGCGGCUGUCAACAUUACAAAAGCCAGAAACACUAUUCUCCUCCACAGUUUCCAGAUGCUGUUAUGUAUGCUCACUUACGUGGGACCCAUGUUUGAAAAAGGUCUGCUCUACGUAUUGCCAAAUCAAAGCCCGGCUGUACGCUUUACAAGCUAUGUCAUUGUCCAGAUCCUGCCACGGUUUGUUAGUCCGAUUGUGUAUGGACUGCGAGACAACACCUUCAGGAGACAUGUAGGAAGGUACCUACUUUGUAAGUGGAGCAUGAGCAACCACCCAGAAAGUGUCCCCAUGUCACAAAUGAGGUCUACUAUGAAACUGCACUGAGUUCCUCAGUUUCCAGUCACAUUCUGGCAAACACAUGUGAAUUAUGAAACAGCUGCUCUUUGUUGUUUAUUUUGAGGCAAUAAUAUUUCAAGAACAAAUAAAUUCCAAUAAAUACCUGAUUGCUAGAUAUUAAUAUGUUGAUAUAUAUUUUCUUUUCUUUUUUUUAAGGGUUCUUCAAAAAAAUGGUCACUCAAAAAAUGGCAAGAUGUGACAUAUAUUUUGUAUAAAAUAUCUGAUGCUUUAAAACCAUCAUGGCAUAAUCUACUGCUACAAAAAAUACAAAUACACACACACACACACACAAACAUAUAUGCAUAUACAUAUAUACACAUCUAUCCAUCCAUAUACACACAGUUUUACAUAAUGUAUACACACACACAUAAAUAUCCACACAUACUGAUUUUGUAAAAAAAAAAAAAAAAAACAAAACACAUCAAUACAUAUUGAUUCUGAAUAUUUGAAAGGGAUUCAAUCCUUAUUUUCUGAUCACCUGUGCCUGAUGUGAACAGAAAAAAGUGAGUAUUUCUAAACACAGAGUGACAUUUAAUUUUAAUGGUAAUUCUGCUGUUCUCUGCUUCUAGCCAAGAGAAGAAAAGUUGGACCUUGUUGUUAUGUUUUACUCCCUAAUAUCAUCAUCAGCAUAUUUACAGGUAUAUAAAGUAUUUCAUCAAAAGUGGAAACAAAAUUACAAUGGCUGACUUCACAUAAUUAAAUCAAUCUGCUGCUCUUGCAUCAAACCUGAACUACCAAAGGAAGCUCAAGGGGUCAAAACACAAACUCAAAAUUCCUGAUCAGUUUUAAAUACAACCACCACCAUGAAGACGUAGUGUGCCAGGAGAGGGCAGCACAUAUACAUCUUUAAGUUUUCUAUAAUAUUUAUUCUUAUAGCACUAGGUUGAUUAGCAAGAAAAGCUAAAUGUAGCAAUUUACUUAAAAAGGUAUUUUAUUUACUGGAUUUCUAUGCAGUAUAACCAGAUGUUACUGAAUGAAAACCUUGAAAGACUGACCUACAUGUGAUGUGCAUUGUUUCUGUAAAUUAUGACUCAUGAUAUCUUAUCUUUAGAAGUCAAUGAUUUAACUGGUUAGGUUUUUAAUUAUGACAGAGACAUUUAAAUACCGAUAAAAACAGUACCCAUCCCCAGUCCAUUAUUAGAUUUCUUGUGAUUCAGACUUUACUGCAUAAAACAUUGAGUCUUUUCAGAAGUUUUUUAAGUGAUCCAGUGAAUCAGAGUAACAGGCAUCAGGGUUCUGGUGUUUCACAUGACAUACGACGAUGAUUUUAAAAAACAAAAUCAUAAAUCAAUCAUCAAAAGGGCAUUCUUGCUCGCCUCACUGGUGCUUCUAGUUAUAAAAUGUAAAAACAAUGCUUUAAUCUCAUCAAAUAUGAUGUCAGUCAUCAUAAUCAUCUUUGUUUUUCUCUUCUCUGAUAAACACUGAGGAAGAAGAUGAAAAUCAAUUAAGACCUGUUUGAAAGUGUUUAUAAAGGCUCAUCUGUCAACCUGCAUGCCUCCUCUGUGUCUGACCUGGACUCAGGUAGGUGGAAUAGGAUGGAGGUGGUGGUGAGGUAGCUUAUGACUUAAGUCUUUAACAUUCAGCUCUGUCAGGCAAUAUUACAGUUUGAGUUUGUUUGCCUAUUUGUAGUUAUUUCAUCUAAAUAUCUCCAUUUUAAAAGAAAGCCUAAAUUACCUCAAUUUAAAUCUAAUCUUGCAUUUUUAUAUUAGAUAAAUAUGUGUUUGUGUUUACAAAAACAUUACAACAUAAUGAUCAUUUGUGAUUCAUUUUACAUGUGUUCUAUCACUCUGAGUUUGGCUGCUGGAGAUAAAUAAUGCCAUCAUGUACAAAUGUAGAAGCUUUAUACACCAGUCUCUGUUAAAACAAAUAAUCUAAACUAAUAUAUGUUUUAGGAUGAUAUAUGGGUUGAUAAGGUAGAGGGGGAGAAAAUAAAUCAGGCCUAAGGUGAAAGGAGAGUAAUGGCAAAUUGCUUUGUGUUAUGAAAUUUAAUUUGAAGUUGACUUUAUUCACACAUGAUGAACUUCGGUGUCAGAUUCACAAACUGUCUUAAGCUUCAGGUCGUUUGUUUGUAAUUACAUUAAAUCAACAGCAUUUUAGCUGAAAUAUUUUUAUUAUUAUCAUUACUAUUGUUUGAUUUUCUAAAAAACAAAAAGGUCCAAAAUAAAAACUGAGUAAUUUCAAAUGCGUUGUCAAAAUACUGUGCAUGAAUCAUAAAAAUGCUGCAUUCAAUUUAACAACAUUUUGAGAAAGUGUAAAUAGACUUUGCUGAAUUUAAAGUGUAUAAAUAGGUUGCGGCUUUGUUGCAUUUCUUUACAUUUGUCAGCUGGUAUUUUCUGGCUUGUUAGUGUUCUCUCUCAGGUCUCAGUGAAGUAUGAGCUCAUCAGUGGGUCCCGGAGUCAACAUGACAUUUCCUUU